Messenger RNA from Mycena citricolor, 2048 nucleotides. NCBI's taxonomy places the organism in Eukaryota, Fungi, Basidiomycota, Agaricomycetes, Agaricales, Mycenaceae. The record is from the annotation of a GenBank genome assembly.
CCCACCUGCCCCCAGGACCACGAGCGACACGCAGCAUCUCCAUGACUGUACAGAAGAUCCCGACCACGGAGCGCCUCAGUACGCUGCGCACGUACCUGGCGCAAGAGGGCGUGGAUGCGUUUGUCGUACCCAGCGAGGACCAGCACUUCAGCGAGUAUCUGGCUUCGUGCGACGAGCGGAGAGCGUUUAUUUCUGGGUUCAAUGGAUCGGCUGGUGAAUUGAGUCUGAAAGCACAUGCUAUUCGCGUCUGACUGCCACGUAGGAUGUGCCAUCGUGACCAAAAAAGACGCGUAUUUGUUCACGGACGGACGGUAUUUCCUGCAAGCUGAGCAGCAGCUGGAUGCCAACUGGACGCUGAUGAAGCAAGGCCUCCCUGAUGUUCCUACGUGGCAAGAAUUUCUUUCCAAAAAUCUCGGUGACGGUUCGAACAUCGGUAUCGAUUCUACCCUGAUCUCGGCUUCCGACGCGGAAUCUCUUACCAAGUCUCUCGACACGCGGGGCUCUUCACUUGUUUCCCUGCCCAAGAAUCCGGUAGACACAGUCUGGGCUGGAGACCGGCCUUCACGGCCCAAGAGUCAGAUACACGUCCUGGAUGUCAAAUAUUCCGGUGAAUCGCAUAUAUCCAAGUUGGCACGUCUCCGGGCCGAGUUGGCGACCAAGUCUGCAACUGCCAUGGUCGUCACGAUGCUGGACGAAGUGGCGUGGUUAUUCAACCUUCGCGGAACCGACAUUGCAUUCAACCCCGUCUUUUUCGCCUAUGCAGUUGUGACUACUGACAAAGCCGUCCUCUUCGUCAACAACGAUCAGCUGAAUGAGGACGUGAAGAAUAGUUUAGGAAGCGAAGUUGAGGUCAAGGACUACGACGAGAUCUGGUCCUACCUGAAAGGAUUGGGUGAUAAAGUUCUCCUUGGCGACAAGUCGAGUUUGGCGGUAGCUCAAGCUGUUGGUGAGGGAAAUUACACACUUUCUCUGUCGCCCGUCGCAGAGAUGAAGGCCAUCAAGAACGCCACAGAACUAGAAGGUUUCCGCCAGAGCCAUAUCCGUGACGGUGCAGCAUUGGCCAGGUACUUUGCCUGGCUUGAGGAGCAGCUUAAUUCCGGUGCCAAGCUGGACGAGAACCAAGUCGCCGAGCAAUUGGAGGCAUUCAGAUCUGAGCUGGACCUUUUCCGAGGGCUGUCUUUUCCUACCAUUUCGUCCACCGGUUCCAACGCUGCCAUCAUUCAUUACUUCCCAACACCGGGCGAUUGCUCUGAAGUCAAACGCGAUGAAAUAUAUCUCUGCGAUUCUGGAGCCCAAUUUCUGGAUGGAACCACUGACGUCACUCGCACCUGGCACUUCGGCACAGCGACUCCCGAGGAAAAGCGCGCGUUCACUCGCGUUUUGCAAGGCCACAUUGAGAUCGAUACCGCUAUCUUUCCGAGCGGGACAACCGGCUAUCUUCUAGAUGCAUUUGCUCGACGAGCGCUGUGGCAAGACGGUCUAGAUUAUCGACACGGAACGGGACAUGGUGUCGGCCACUAUCUGAACGUGCACGAGGGCCCUCACGGAAUGGGUGUUCGGAUUGCUUACAAUGCCACACCAUUGAAGCCUGGAAUGACGGUCUCAAACGAACCCGGCUACUACGCCGACGGGAAGUUCGGCAUCCGUAUCGAGAACAUCGUGUUGGUCAAGAAAGUCGACACGCCGAACAAUUUCGGGGACAAGGGAUAUCUCGGCUUCGAGAAUGUGACCAUGUGCCCGAUCCAGACGUCGCUCAUUGACCGAAGCGUGUUCACCGCGGAGGAGGUGGGCUGGAUCAACAAGUACCACGAGGAGGUCCUUGCCAAGGUUUCGCCCCUGAUACAAAACGACCCCCGGGCACUGGAAUGGCUGAAGAAGGAGUGCGCGGCUAUCUAGUGGUAGACUAUAUUUUCCUUCAAAGGUCUGAUAAGAUGAGAAUGCAAUGUCAAGCAAGGCAUGUCAUUUUAUGAGAUUUUUGGAACGCCUGGGCUGUAAAUCUUGUGAGCUCUCCAGCACAAAAUAAUGGAAUAUAUGCUCGAAAGCAUUCC